Messenger RNA from Zalophus californianus (California sea lion), 1443 nucleotides. RefSeq names its product MORN repeat containing 5 (gene MORN5). The record is from RefSeq and is a predicted model, not a curated record. The transcript is spliced from 5 exons. Bases 65 to 583 code for a protein of 172 amino acids. Lineage: Eukaryota; Metazoa; Chordata; Mammalia; Carnivora; Otariidae.
CCUAGUGAGACGCGACGCACUGAGGCUCCAGGAUCGCAAGGGCUGGAAGCUAGAGGCUGACGCCAUGGAGUACACAGGGAGCCAAUACAUUGGGGAAUAUGUAGACGGGAGGAUGGAGGGCGAAGCCGAAUACAUCCUCCCUACCAAAACAAAAUACGUCGGGGAAAUGAAGGACGGCAUGUUUCAUGGCCAAGGAACCCUGUACUUCCCCAGCGGGAGCCGCCAUGAUGCCAUUUGGGAAAAGGGACUGGUCGUGAAGGGCACGUACACCUUCUCGGACGGGCUGCAGUAUGACGCCCAGCACUGGCAUUACUGUGACAGCUGCGAUCGCAGGUUUUACACGGAGAUCUGCCAUGGCUUGAAGCCUGCAGGUAUCUCUCAACUCACCAAUAUGGACCCACCUAGAAAAAUCCCUCAGGGCUGUUAUGACUGUGGAGACGGCUUCUAUAACCCAGCCACGAGGAUAGUCAAGGACUAUAGGAACUGCUUUCUGAGAAAUGCAGAUGAUGAUGAGCACGAGUGGAUCAUCAGGACGUGUCGCAAGGGCUGGGACGAGAUCGUGGGUCACCGACCCAAACUGUGAGCUUGGCUGGCGGAGGUUUCCUGUAGCCUGCUGGCCGUGGCCGUGGCCGGCCCUGGGGGCAGCCUGCAGUUCCAGACCCUGGCUUUUAACUCAGGAAUAAAGCCUUCCUGCUCUCAGUGGCCCCAAGUGUACUUUCCUGAGAUGGUUUCUUAGGGGAUCCUCAUUUCACCGACAUCAAAAUCACCUGUGAAUUAGAUAGAUCUGGACCCUACCCUAGACAUGCCAACCAGAAUCUCUGGGAAUGGGGUCUAGCAAUGUGCAUUCCCAGCUGCCAUUCCCUGAUGCAUUCUUAUCUCCCAGGUAUUUCUCAACAUCACCCCCAAGACCAAAUGUCAGCUGAAAACCAGAAGAGGAAGGGGUGACAUGUUCUAGGGCCACACUUGGGCCACAGGCAUCCUGGCCUCUGCAUAACCGUCCCUCCAUAGAGGCUGCUGGAUCCCGCAGCUCAUCCCACCCCCACCCCCACCCCCCGUGCUUUGUUCCUGGUUCACCAAGAGCUGCCAGGAGAAGGCGGGCCUGUGAAGGCUCUGACAAGGUCUGCAGGGGUAGGAAAGUGGCCCUCAAACCAGUGACCCAGAGUUGGCAGGCUAGGCAGAGUUAGGAGUCAGAGGGUGGCCUGGGCACACUCAGCUGCUCCAUGGAGGGAUCCUGGGGGGUUCCCCCCUCCCCUCCAGGGCAACAGUCACCUCUAUAGAACGACAGGGUUUAUCUCCACAGGGGUUUCCAAACUGUGCUUUGAAAACAGAAGUCACGUUCAUGUAAAGAAGCACACACACACAAUUAAACCUAGCUAAACUAGUUUUGGAAAGAUACACAUAUAGGGCGCCUGGGUGGCUCAGUCGUUAAGCGUCUGCCCUCGG